Messenger RNA from Pseudocercospora fijiensis CIRAD86, 504 nucleotides. RefSeq lists its product as uncharacterized. Lineage: Eukaryota; Fungi; Ascomycota; Dothideomycetes; Mycosphaerellales; Mycosphaerellaceae. Gene Ontology annotation, molecular function: oxidoreductase activity. Bases 67 to 366 code for a protein of 99 amino acids. The record is from RefSeq and is a predicted model, not a curated record. The transcript has 2 exons.
CUUGUUUUACAACGUAGUCCGAAGCAAAUCCCAAGACCAGCAGCAAAGCACAAACCGCUGUACAACAUGGCAAGUGUCACAGUCGUUUACCCCGCCGGGGGCACUUUCAACAUGGACUACUACAAGUCGACACACAUGCCGCUUGUGCAGGAGAAAUGGGCAAAGUACGGAUUGAAGUCAUGGAAAGUUGUCAAGUUCCCAGACGACUCUCCGUACUCGGUACAAGCGACCCUUGAAUGGGACAAUAUCAAGCAGUUCCAAGAUGCGGCCAGCGGACCAGAAGCAAAGGAUGUUCUUGGAGAUGUGCCAAACUUUUCGAACAAGGACCCGGUCAUCAUGGCUGGCGAGGUUGUUCUCACUUCCUAGAGAGAGGGUCUGGGGUACGGAAGUGGCAGCGGGAUUGAACGAAGACCUCGUUGGUCGGAACAAUUGUGUCAAUGGCUUAAGAUGGGCUGAUAUUCAAGGAAUUGAUCGCUCUCAAUUAUUGAACUACUACCCACAUUC